Messenger RNA from Hibiscus syriacus, 411 nucleotides. Its product is annotated as peroxidase 60-like. The record is from RefSeq and is a predicted model, not a curated record. Gene Ontology annotation, cellular component: plasmodesma; plant-type cell wall. Bases 1 to 411 code for a protein of 136 amino acids. Gene Ontology annotation, molecular function: peroxidase activity; heme binding. The transcript has 3 exons. Lineage: Eukaryota; Viridiplantae; Streptophyta; Magnoliopsida; Malvales; Malvaceae. Gene Ontology annotation, biological process: response to oxidative stress.
AUGGCGGAGACAUCAGGUAAGGGAACGACGAUGGCGACAUUACAUAUGGCUACGGAAGGCCAGUGCGACGCUUCUCUCCGGGUAGGAUUUUACAAGGGUAAAUGCAACUCGAGUAACGUUGAGGGCAUUGUUUUCUCAGUUGUCAAACGAAGAUUCAAAGACGCAAAAGGAAUCGCGGCUGCUCUCAUUCGUUUACAUUUCCAUGAUUGCUUCGUCAAAGGAUGUGAUGCAUCGAUUCUGCUAAACGGCGACUCCAGUGAGAAAAACGCGACUGCAAAUCAAAAUGUCAGUGGCUACGAUGUAAUUGAUGAAGCAAAGGAAUUGCUUGAAGCAGCCUGUGAAGGAGUUGUUUCUUGUGCUGAUAUCAUCGCGAUGGCUGCUAGAGAUGAUGUACAAUUAGUAAUUUUGUAA